CGUCGGGGCAGUUUAACCAACACUGUUGUUCGACACAUUUCGUGGAGUCUGUUUCGUUGUUGUCGUUCACGUAAUACGCCGUGUAUGUCACGUGACCGUAGAAACCCAGGGGUCGAAUCGUGCGGGUUAACCCACUUCCUCCAGCUAGCCGUGCAUGCUAGCUGCAAACAAAAGGGACGCGGAAGUUAGCAACAACAAAGCAGCCAAGCGUCGGGAUCGUGUGAAAAUGUGUCAAGUCCAAAUGCUGAGAGCGUUGGUGAAUCAGCGACUAACUGCGGCUGUUGAAGAAAUAUUUGUAGUGUUGGAAAGAACCAUAGCAGAGUACGAGGAGGAACUUUCUCGAACAAAAGAGGAGAACGAGCGACAACGUCAACUACUGGACGCCGUUUUCAGGCCACGAUUGGAGUCGCAGGGAGCGGACGUCGGUGAGGAAGAUGUCCCCCCUGAGCGGCAGGAGCGCCAGCCCCCCCGCAUUAAAGAGGAGAAGGAGGAGGCUGACCCGGGCAAGUUUCCAGUCACUCGAGUGGUCGUGAAGAGCGAAGAGGACGAAGAAGAAGCCCGGCGCUCAGCGCUGGAUCACGGUCAAGGCGAGAAGACGGGAAGAUCAGAAGCAGACAGCCUCUUGGCGCCGCUAUCAGAUAGCGACGACGCCACGUCGCGCUCCCCCGACACCGACGACGAAGACUCGAAAGCGGACAUGGCGUCACGUCACGGUGACAACAAACGCUUUAAAUGCUCCCGUUGCCACAAAGCCUUUGCCCACAGGAAGAACUUGCGAAGACACAUGAGGUGUCACACGGGAGAGAAACUCAUUUCCUGCUCCUUCUGCAGCGAAAGAUUCGCACAGAGGGAACAUUGGAUAGCGCACACAAAAGUCCACGCCGGAGAGAAACCCUUUUCCUGUUCCGUGUGCGACAUGACCUUUAGAUUUCAGUCCACGUUUGUGAACCACAUGAGAACGCACACCGGUGAGAAACCGUUCGCCUGCUCCGUCUGCAGCAUGAGCUUCAGCGUUCAUUCGUCUCUGUUGAGACACAUGAGGUCGCACACCGGGGAGAAACCCUUCGCAUGCUCGUUUUGCGGUAAAAAAUUCCCCAGGAAGAUGAGUUUGAAGGAGCACACGAGAAUACACACCGGAGAGAAACCCUUCUCCUGCUCUGUCUGCAAGGCCAGCUUCAGGUUUCAGUCCAAACUGGUGAACCACAUGAGAACCCACACCGGCGAGAGACCGUUCUCCUGCUCGGUGUGCCAGAAAACCUUCACUCAAAAGGAGCAUCUGAGGAUCCACAUGGUGACGCACAGCGGAGAAAAAGCCUUUUCCUGCGCCGUCUGCCGUCAGAGAUUCUCGGCCAAGAGCAGUUUGGUCACGCACAUGCGGACGCACACCGGGGAGAAACCGUUCAGCUGCAACGCGUGCGACGAGAAGUUCUCCUACAAGUAUCAGCUUUGCAAACACGCGUGUCCCGGCGGUGAAAGCAGCAGCGGUCAGACGCGCUUGACCUCUUAGACGCCGUUUUUAUUUGGGUCUGCGUCUGGCGUGCACAAGUCACAUGACCGCGCCGUGUGCUCUUAAAUAAAAGCACAUCUGUCAAAUGUGACGAUCUUGGCGCCCGCUAAGAAAGUGUAGACCGAAGUCUGACUUUCUGGUCCUGUUUGAUGCCUCAAGAAACAAAACACAACGACUUAAAUACGAGUAGAAAUAAUACUACAGUACUACAAAAGUACCUCUGGUGAUACCAGGGCAGAGACUGAAGGGAAAGGGGGGUCUGAUCGCUAGUUCCAUGCGUCCCAGUUUGGACUGCCAGCGAGGUCCCAAGCACCAUGUUGAGAUAGUUUGGUCCUGAUGGGUUUCAGUCUUUCAUUUCCAGAUUAAAAAUGAGUAACAACCCAGAAACAAAUGUCUAUUGUUCACGUCGU
Molecule: messenger RNA, 1917 nt
Organism: Doryrhamphus excisus (bluestripe pipefish)
Lineage: Eukaryota; Metazoa; Chordata; Actinopteri; Syngnathiformes; Syngnathidae
Source: RefSeq, a predicted model, not a curated record